Messenger RNA from Amyelois transitella, 565 nucleotides. Its product is annotated as myb/SANT-like DNA-binding domain-containing protein 4. Lineage: Eukaryota; Metazoa; Arthropoda; Insecta; Lepidoptera; Pyralidae. The transcript has 3 exons. The record is from RefSeq and is a predicted model, not a curated record. Bases 99 to 506 code for a protein of 135 amino acids.
CAUUUUUUAACGUCACAACAAAACAGUCGGCGCGGCCACUCAAAAAGUCUCUGUGCUUAUUCGAAGUAAAGAAAAUAAUUUGUAUUUUUAUUAAAACUAUGUCUAAUUCCAACGUUAGGAAUCGUCGCGUUUCUAUGAGGCAGCUUGAACUUUUGUGGGAAUUCUUAAAUUCUAAUAAAGACAUUGCGACUGGUUUUAACCGCUCCUUACAGGCGAAAGAAUAUUCGGCUAGGAAAUGGCAAGAAAUCGCCGAAAUUCUAAACGCACAAGGAGAUGGUGCACUCAAAGAUGGAAAAAUGUGGUCAAAGUAUUGGGUGGAUUACAAGGCAAAAUUAAAAAAAAGGAAUGCCGCUCUACAUUCAUCCAGACGGCGAACCGGAGGAGGAUCAGCUAAUGAGCCACCUUUGUCCCAAAUAGAGGAUAAAUUUUUAUCCAUACUAGGAGUAGAUUUUGGUCAAGGUAUGGCUGGAAUCAGAGUGGAUCCAUUAACAGAGGUAAAUAAUUGAAGUCAUGUCAAAAAUGAAUGUGUAUAUAUAAUUUUUAUAAUUGUUACUAUUUUGUGUAC